GUAGCUUCCAGCCGCUGGGUGUUUCAGUACGAAGGCAUCAGAACAGUGAUCGCUUCCACAUUGACACAAACGAAAACAAGCAUGGAUGUGGAUUAUAAAGAAUAUGAGGAUUAUACGCCAGAAAAUGAAACUGAGAACGUCAAUGCCACCCCUACCGUACUCAUGAAUAUCAGCAGCUCUCAUUCUUCGUUGUCACAUGCUCUAGUGGUAUUCAAUAUCCUUAUAACUGUCAUUGGCCUCAUCGGAAAUUCAGUCGUUAUCUGGAUCUGUGGAUGUAAAAUGAAAAGAACGGUGAUCACUAUUUGGUACAUCAGUCUGGCCAUUUCAAACUUUUUGUUCUGUGUAUUUCUGCCCCUGGAGGUUUUCUACAGAAUAACCUUGCACUGGCCUUUCGGACUGCUCUUGUGCAAGUUCACCUCCUCCGCCCUGUUUCUCAACAUGUACAGCAGUGUGUUUCUGCUGGUUCUGAUCAGCACUGAUCGCUGCGUGAUGAUUCUAUUCCCCAUUUGGUCACAUAACCACCGGUCAGUGAAGAAAGCAGUUGGAGUUGUUGUGCUCAUGUGGCUCCUCUCUGCGCUCCUAACGUUGCCCUCACUCAUCUACAGGCAAACUGUAGUCCACGGCUCAGUCACUCAGUGCUACACAGGCUAUAUGGACCACUCCAGACACAAGGCGGUUGUCCUGUCUCGGUUCAUCUGCGGGUUCCUGAUUCCGUUCCUAAUAAUUGUCGUCUGCUGCUCCGUGCUCGGUGUGAAGCUCAACACUUUGACCGUCAAGUCAACAAAGCCGUACAAAAUCAUGGCUGCGCUCAUCUUGUCGUUUUUCUUCUGCUGGGUCCCCUACCACACCUUUGUUCUUCUGGAGUUGGACCUCAAGUACCUCAGCCUGGAGGUUAUUAAAACCGGAAUGUCGGUGGGAGCCACGCUGGCCGCAGCAAACUGCUUCAUAUCCCCGGCUCUGUACGUCUUCGUUGGUAACGACUUUAAACGAACCCUGAAAAGGUCUCUGACAUCCAGGAUGGAGGAGGCAAUGGCUGAGGAUUUCCGUACAGUGGGUCUCAAUCAUUCAAGGUGUAGGUCAAUGGAAGUGAUCAAAACCUAAGAUGGCACUUUGAGAGCGUAUUCCGCCACCAAGUACCAAUAGUCUCCAGAAUUUCAAUAAAUAUAUACCUUUUUUGUCAGAUUAUCGGCUAUUUGUUUGGCAUUAAUUUAGUGUCUUUCAAUUUUGUUAAGAAAAUAUUCAGAUUCAGAUGAUUUUUAUUUCUAAGAUUUUUUUCAUGUCUACAACUGAAUUUCUUUUGUGUUAUAAU
This is a messenger RNA of Limanda limanda (common dab), 1309 nucleotides long. Its product is annotated as chemerin-like receptor 1. The coding region runs from base 82 to 1101 and encodes 339 amino acids. Gene Ontology annotation, cellular component: plasma membrane. The transcript has 2 exons. Gene Ontology annotation, molecular function: G protein-coupled receptor activity; complement receptor activity. The record is from RefSeq and is a predicted model, not a curated record. Gene Ontology annotation, biological process: inflammatory response; positive regulation of macrophage chemotaxis; regulation of calcium-mediated signaling. Lineage: Eukaryota; Metazoa; Chordata; Actinopteri; Pleuronectiformes; Pleuronectidae.